This is a messenger RNA of Drosophila willistoni, 960 nucleotides long. RefSeq lists its product as uncharacterized. The transcript is spliced from 3 exons. The record is from RefSeq and is a predicted model, not a curated record. Lineage: Eukaryota; Metazoa; Arthropoda; Insecta; Diptera; Drosophilidae. Bases 1 to 447 code for a protein of 148 amino acids.
AUGUCUUGUGAUGAUCUUUGUUAUAUUUUUUUAAAAUCAAAGCUGAAAACUUCCGCCAAGCGUCAACGAAAUGCCAAGGCCAAUAUUUUACUGGAAGACCUUUUUGGUCAUUUGUCCAUGGAUUCGGAUGGCAGUGAUGGCAAGUAUCCGCAUACAGUACCGCCCACACAACAGGCGAAACAAGGCCAAAAUACGACGGGGUCGGGACGUGAUUUCUUUAGCGAAGGCCUACUGAGACCAGCUCCCAAGAAAAAGACCACUCAAAGUAGCCUGGAGGUGAACAAUGGCAGUCGUACGGAUUCCCUAGCACAAAAUAAGCCACAAAAAGAGAAACCAGCUGCCACAUUUCCCUGGGAUGAGACAAACAAAACGGAAGAUGAAAAACUAACAGCUUGGAUGGUGGCCGAAAAUGGUAAUAACUUCAAUUUUGGUAAUCCACAAGCGUAGAAAUCGGAACAGCACCCAAUCAAGUAGUCAUCAGUAGUAGAGGUAGCCUAAAUAGUAGAAUUACAAAAUUAAAAAGCACCAAGCAAAAAAUAUAAAGAAAUUGGAAUUUGGCACGAGAAACCAAGGAAUUCGGAUUAAUAAAAAUGAAAAUAUUCAACAGGAUCAUUGCUGGAGAACAAAUUUUGAAAGCAUAACAAACAAAAAAAAAAAACAAAGAAGAAAAUUGAAGGAAUUGCCCGUCGUACCUGAAAUAAUACUAAAUGGAAAGAGAUUAAAAGAAAAUCGAUUACAAAAGUGCCUAUGAUAUUCUUUCGAAAUUUAGUUAUUUUCUUUUGCUUCAAAACUGAAUGUAUCCGUCCUUGUAAUGCCUAUCCGUUAAUUGUAACGCUGUGAUAAAUAACUAAACUAAUUUUAAGUAAUAUUGUUUAUGUGAAUGUUAAUGAUAAGCAUUAGUUUUGAUUAAGAACCCUUUAAAAUCUUUCAAAUGUAAAUAUAGAGAUAUCAACAAUCUUA